This is a messenger RNA of Hermetia illucens (black soldier fly), 2889 nucleotides long. It is a transcript of the gene Pi3K59F, whose product is annotated as phosphatidylinositol 3-kinase catalytic subunit type 3. Gene Ontology annotation, cellular component: endosome; peroxisome; cytoplasm. The coding region runs from base 142 to 2889 and encodes 915 amino acids. The record is from RefSeq and is a predicted model, not a curated record. Gene Ontology annotation, biological process: autophagosome assembly; endocytosis; phosphatidylinositol-mediated signaling. The transcript has 9 exons. Gene Ontology annotation, molecular function: 1-phosphatidylinositol-3-kinase activity. Lineage: Eukaryota; Metazoa; Arthropoda; Insecta; Diptera; Stratiomyidae.
ACCUGUGAAGAAAGGCAUUUGCAAAACGAAUGCAAGCUUGGCGCCAGCUGAUUGUCAACUUGUGGUGUUUAUUAGCAGCUUGUAGUGCGUAUCCGAAUCAUUUACGGGUGAAUUUUAUGGAAGAAAAGACCGCCUGGGAAAAUGGACCGCCCAGACGACAACUGCCGCUACAUCUAUAGUUCGUCAUUGGAGCAGAAAGUACAGAUCAAAGUCGGAACACUCGAGGGUGAUAAACAAAAGCCUCAAUACGACAAACUCCUGGCGGAUCCAUUAUUACGCUUUUCGGGCCUCUACUCGGAAGAAUGCGCUCCGUUGAUGGUGCGCUUGGAAGUCUACAAUCGUGGGAAGCCUUUUUGUCUGCCAGUUCACACCUCCUACAAACCUUUCACGAAACGCUGGAGCUGGAAUGAAUGGGUUACGCUCCCGCUGCAAUUUUCGGACUUACCGCGAACUGCACUUCUGGUUUUAACAGUCUUGGACUGCGCGGGACCUGGGAAGACAACAGUAGUUGGCGGAACGACAAUAUCUUUGUUUUGCAAGAAUGGAAUAUUUCGUCAGGGAAUGUUCGAUCUGAGGGUUUGGCUGGACGUCGAAGGCGAUGGGACCCAACCAACAACGACACCAGGGAAAGGAAAGAGCUCCAACCAGUCUCAGAUGCAACGAUUAGGAAAGUUGGCCAAGGAACAUCGCAAUGGACAAAUUCCCAAAGUGGAUUGGCUUGACCGUCUCACGUUCCGUGAAAUUGAAAUGAUCAACGAAACGGAAAAGAGAAAGUCCGAGUUUUUGUAUUUGAUGAUCGAGUUUCCAACGAUUUGCGUGGAAGAUAAAACGUACUCGAUUGUCUACUACGAGCCGGAUGGAGACAAAAAGUAUAGUUUUGUGUGCAAGCCGAGACUUGUGAUUGUGCCGGACUCGGAAAUUUUGCAGGACAAUUUGGUCGAAAGAAAACAUCACAGACUUGCACGUUCCGCUCGAUCUGGUUUAUCGGAUAGAGAUGCGAAGCCCACAGCAAGCGAAAGAAAUACUCUUCAUAACAUUGUCUACCGAUAUCCGCCCACAUGUAAUCUUACCAGUGAAGAACAGGAUCUCGUUUGGAAGUUUCGCUUCUAUUUGAGUACCCAAAAGAAAGCGUUAACAAAGUUCCUAAAAUGCAUCAAUUGGGAAACAGGUACGGAAGUGCGUCAGGCACUGAAAUUACUCGCACAAUGGAGUCCAAUGGAUGUGGAAGAUGCUUUGGAACUACUGAGUCCAACAUUCACACAUCCUGAAGUUCGACGCUACUCGAUUUCUCGUCUAAAACAAGCGCCCGAUGAAGAUCUUAUUUUGUAUCUACUACAAUUGGUUCAAGCUUUGAAGUAUGAGAAUUUUGAUGAUAUUAUGGAGUCUUAUAAGAGGAUACUGCCUGAUAAAGAAAUUAUCAAAUCACUUGAUGAUGCUGGGCUAGAUCAAAGUAGUGCAUCUGAUUCGGUGACAACCGCUAUGGAUGGCAGUCUGGUUUCAUCAGUGAAACAUAUGCCGAUGGAAGCUUCAUCACCCAUUGCCGUGCCAAUCAUGACAAGCCUUGAGGCUAAUGCGUCUGAAAUUUCAGAGGCAUCUAAUACAUUAAUGAGUGACAACGCGACUACCCCCUGUGACCUUGCAACGUUUUUGAUUCAGCGAGCCUGCAAAAAUGCGACUCUAGCUAAUUAUUUGUACUGGUACUUGUCCAUUGAAGUAGAAGACCAAGAAUCAGUACGGAAACAAGAUGAGCGUAUCCGGAAUAUGUACGUGAUGGUUUUGAAAACAUUUCUACGGACUUUAGAAAACGGGACCAAUGAAUUGCGUAUAGUUCGACAAAAUCUGGAGAAACAACAGCGUUUCAUCGAUGAACUUGUCAAGCUAGUGAAAAUUGUUGCAAAAGAAACUGGAAAUCGACAGAAAAAGACUGAAAAAUUCAAACAACUUCUAGCUGAUGAUGAUCAUUUUCGUAUAAGUUUUGCAAGUUUUGAAGCACGACCAUUCCCGUUGGAUCCGGAGGUUUUCAUCACUGGAACUAUACCGCAGAAAACGUCACUUUUUAAAAGUGCUUUAAUGCCAUCUAAACUAACAUUUCUAACUACUGAAUUUGGAAAAGAGUACGUUGCAAUCUUCAAACACGGCGAUGAUUUACGUCAGGAUCAACUGAUCUUACAGAUGAUAACGUUGAUGGACAAGUUGUUGCGCCGUGAAAAUUUGGAUUUAAAACUGACGCCAUACAAAGUUCUUGCAACCAGUUCGAAACAUGGCUUUUUGCAGUAUAUCGACUCCUAUACGGUCGCAGAUGUAUUAACUCGUGAAGGGAGUAUACUGAAUUUCUUCCGAAAAUAUAACCCAAGUGAAACGGGCCCGUAUGGAAUCCUCCCUGAGAUUAUGGACACCUACAUUAAAAGUUGUGCGGGAUACUGUGUGAUUACAUACUUGCUAGGUGUUGGUGAUCGUCACUUGGACAAUCUACUUCUGACCACAUCGGGCAAACUUUUCCACAUAGAUUUCGGAUACAUUUUGGGACGUGAUCCCAAACCAAUGCCGCCACCAAUGAAACUCAGCAAAGAAAUGGUUGAAGCGAUGGGCGGGAUUAGUUCCGAACAUCAUCAUGAGUUUCGUAAACAAUGUUAUACCGCAUAUCUGCAUUUGCGUCGUCAUGCUAACGUUAUAUUAAAUUUAUUCGCCUUAAUGGUGGAUGCUUCCGUGCCGGAUAUUGCUCUUGAGCCGGAUAAGGCUGUGAAGAAGGUUGAAGAAAAUCUUCAGUUAGGAUUGACCGAUGAGGAGGCAGUACAACAUCUGCAAACUUUGUUGGAUGUGUCGAUUUCAGCUGUUAUGCCUGCACUGGUUGAACAAAUUCAUAAAUUGGCUCAAUACUGGAGGAAGUGA